Exophiala oligosperma is the source of this 2536-nucleotide messenger RNA. RefSeq lists its product as uncharacterized. The record is from RefSeq and is a predicted model, not a curated record. Bases 1653 to 2114 code for a protein of 153 amino acids. The transcript has a single exon. NCBI's taxonomy places the organism in Eukaryota, Fungi, Ascomycota, Eurotiomycetes, Chaetothyriales, Herpotrichiellaceae.
GCCUCUUUGGUCUACUUGUAGCUUCACGAAGCUUGUGGACGGUCACGGGAGGACCCCAUCGUGCCUGAUUUGUUUGUUCAGGGUAAACUACCUACCUCCUCCCUACCUAGAGGUAUCUUCAUUUCCGUACUAUUCCGACAUGAACCUCAAAAAGCCGCAAUGAAAAAAACAAACAAACAAAGGAUCAGUAAUCGAACAUGACGACAUUGUUAGUCUUGCUCGGCAGCUUCAUAUACAUGAUGCCCUUUUUCCCACCUUUUUGUUUCACACUUGUCCACUCUCCUACCAGGUGUACAGGGAGGUGUACUGAACCCAUAGUAAAACCUCAACAGUCGUCAAGGAAGGGGGAUGUUUUGUUUGUCUCGAUUCGACUGUACUCGUGAAUAAUAGCCUUGCGACCUCACUCAUGUACGUUGAUCCGGAACCAUGAUGACGAUAUCCGCCGCAGCGUCGAGGAUUGUCAGUCGCCCAUUCCUCAAGUCAUGUUGGUCUUCCGGAGUCGAGCUGUCCAAACGAUGGACUUCGCUAGGCUGAGCGAGAUCAGACCCAGUCCAGCCAAGCAGGAGAAUGACCGGUGACCCUAUGAGGUCCUUCUCAACUGCGUCGAAGGUCGCCAGGCACUCUUGUUCCGUUUCGAGGAUAGCCAAUGUUUCAAUCUCUAGAGGCCUCACACCAAGGAGGGACGAAAGAGCUCUGUCAGUCAGGAAGAUUGGAAAAGUUCCGGCAUCUCUCGGCACUAGAUGCUGCUUUUGAGGUGUACGACCGUCCCGAGUAGCGGACCCCUCGUCGCCCCAGCCCGGAGAAUACUGCAGGAAACCGGCCGUCUCAUCACUGAAGCCGCCGAGGACAUGAGGAUUCAGCCGCAUGUCUAUGGACCUUGCAUCGACGUCGCAGUCACACCAAUCCAUGGCCUGAUUGCAAUAUCGGUCUCUAGAGCACGACGGACAAGUCAUGCAAAAGAGACGUUCUUGCUUGAACAGAGAUGCGAGACAGAUCGAGGUGAUGGUCACGCGGACGACGACUUGAUAUGGUGUACCUGGGUCCCUGAGUAUGGUCGACCGAAACUCCUGAAGAGUGGUCAGAUGUUGUGGCCUUGAUACUCGGUCAUCGAGGCCGUAUUCUUCUUCCAAAUCGGCAUUCUCUUGCAUUGUCAUAUUGCAUGGCGGAGCCAUCUGUCUAAGAAAUCUCCUCAGCUCUCCCGCGACACUGAUUUCGGGAUCAAGGAAUAUUCUCGAGCUAUACGAGGUUGCGAGCAUUUGCCCGCCGACAACCCGCGGAUUUGUAACGAGGAGUAUCGUGUGGCGAGGUUUGAGCGGGGCAACGCUUUCGUGAAUAGGAUUCUCGAAGAUGACUUUGACAGGUGCAUGUGGAUUGGAUUGGUCCACGACCAUUACAGCAAUGGCAGGAAACUUGUGUGAGGUGUCUGUCGAAGUUGUGCUUCCUGUUGUGCCACACGAUCAGCUCGAGUCGCCACACGACUCUGCAGGGCCGUGUCUGGGAAAGUAGCAAUACCUGAGACACAUUUCCCGAUCCCCACCACGUACACCACAAUCGACACGUUGUGUUGGUACUGCCUGUUUGAAUUACUGGCCAUCAGGCUCUCGAGCGAUGUGACAGCGCCGAGUUCGGCCUGGGUCACCACGUUUCGCAGCAUGUCAUGGCGUAUGAGAGAGGGACAUCCUGGCUCGUUCCGAAAUAUCCUCAAUCCGCAGCCAACGUUGCGUUCGGGAAAGAGGCUGGUGGAUAUACUCGCACUGAGGUCUCUGCUACUGCCUGGCUGCGGCGGUGCUUGCGCUCUCUUGCUCGACGAACAGACGUGGGUAGCCCAGAUGGUCACAAUGUUGCCCAAGGUCAUUUUAUAUCGGGCAUCGAGAUACCAGACAUUGACCUGGAAGCAAUCUCGGUAUAAGUUAGCCUUUGGAUGGGAGGUUUUUAAAUACCCUUCACGUGUUGAGAAGUUGUCAGGUUACCAAGAUUUCAUCAGUCUCGUCCCUGAGGAUGAGUUUGACGCAUGCUUUGGCUCCGGUGAGCGUGGGAGAUUCGGGGACAUGGUAUUGCAGAUUCAGGACGAGUCCGCUGAAGCAAGCUUGCACUGGUCCUGGUUUCAGCUGUGAGAUCUUGAACCUGGGAUACUGACUCAACGACAUUCUGGUCGUAUGGUGAUUGGAUUCUCCCAAAGUAUGGUUUGAUUGUGACCGCGAAACAGCGGCAGUCAUUGAGACACGUAUAGAUAGGUGCUUCUUCCUUGAAGAUUAUUAGCAGAAACAGAUGGCGACGAAGAGAAAAUAGUUGUAGUAUGGCACGCAGUGAUGAAUUGAGAAAGGAAUUGGAGAGAUGCUUGCAAUGUUUGUUCUGCGUCACACUUCAUACAGCCCCUAGUACUUGACUACUGGCCAACCACUUCCGGCUCACGAAUUGUGCUUUUUGGGAGCAAGUUCUCGUAUUUCAUAUGUGCACGAUUCUCCUGAUCUCUAUCCUCAUCGUGCUACUGAGAACUUCUCUUCUGUUUGUAAUUCCAACUUCACAUGAAUCUCUG